Pedinophyceae sp. YPF-701 is the source of this 1824-nucleotide messenger RNA. Lineage: Eukaryota; Viridiplantae; Chlorophyta; Pedinophyceae. The record is from the annotation of a GenBank genome assembly.
AUGGAGGUCGGCGGGCCGAAGGCUCUGUUCCUUUCGGGCGUGGCGCAGCAGGGCGCGGCGAAAGACGAUACAGAUGUGCGGGCGCCUGAGGGGGCCGACGCCGCGAGCGAGGGGGCGCCGCGCGGACUGGAAGCCCUCCUAGAUACGCUCCAGCGGAUUGCGCGAGGAUCGACGGGCCAGGCGCUCGUCGACGCUGUGGACGGUUCCUUCGACCUGCUCGACGAUGAGACGCGGCAGGUUCUCGCGGUGCGCGCUACGGCCGAGAAGUCCGGGCAGGGCGGCGAGCGCGCCCGGGGCGCGAUGGCGCUGGUCGCAGCGAUCACCGUUGCAACCCAGAAGCGCAUGGAGAAGGCGGGGGAGCGUCUGCGCGGCCUCCUAGCGGCCGCGAAGGGCGACGCGAAAGCGCUGCAAUUAAUGGUGGCCUCGCUGCGGCGCAACGGGCUCAUCGACCGCGCGUUUAUGGACGUCGUGGACGCCAACAUCGACGCCGCGCAGCGCUCGGGCCAGUCGGUCAAGCUGCAGGUCCUGAAGUUUCUGAAACAAGCGCUCUCGAGUGACGGCACAGAGACAGCGCGGGGCGGUGAGGGGGCCGCGGGCGCGGCCGGGGCGCCCGAGGACGUGCUCGCGCGGCACCACGCGCCGCACGUGGCGCGCAGCGGCGCCGGCGCGGACGCGGGGGAGGGGGAGUUGGAGGUGACUGCCCCGGAGGACUUCGGCAGCGGCCGGGGGGUGUUCGCGGAGAUCUCCGAAGGCAAGGCGAAGAACGGCCGGCAGAAGCACCAGCUGCGCGCGCGGAUCGACACCUGGGUGGCGCCGGUCGCACAGCACCUCGAGGAGCACGGGUGGGCGGCCAGCGACGGCAUCCUGUCGCUGGACGGUGUGCGUGCUGUUCGGGCCGAAAUCGCCGCCCUCGAAUCGUACUACAAGCAGAGCGAGAUCUGGGUCGGCAAGGAGGCGGGGCUGGGUGCGCAGAUCGUGGCCCCUGACGUCCGGGGCGAUCGCGUGAUGUGGAUGUGCGGCGGGCACGGCCGCGCCGCGGGCGUCGUCGACACGCGCGCGGUCGCCACCCGCGGCGACAUCGAGCCCUGCGACGCGUCCGUCAAGCGCAGAGCCGCGAAGAAGGCCGCCGCGGUCAGCUUCGGUGCUCUCAAGGCGCUCGUGCGCGCCGUCGACGCGCUGGUCCUCGGGCAGCUCAAGGGGCGCGUCGCGCGGCUCGCCGGAGCGCACGAGCGCAGCGACGCCAUGCUCGCGGUGUACCCCGGCGGCGGCGCAAGGUUCCAGCGCCACGUCGACAACACGGCGCAGGACGGGCGCGUGCUGACGGUGGUGGUGUACCUGAACCCGGCGUGGGACCGCGCGCACGGCGGGGCGCUGCGCGUCACGCACGAGGGCGGCGCGCGGGCGACGGACGUGUACCCUGAGGCGGGCAGGGUGGCGUUGUUCUUCUCUGACCGUAUCAUGCAUGAGGUGCGGCCGUGCCACGCGCACCGGCACGCGGUGACGAUCUGGUACUACGACCGCGCCGAGCGCGCGGCUGCGGUCGCGAAGGCCGAGGGGCACGGCGGGCUGUCGGCGCUGGCGAUCGCGGGCGGCGACGCGCGGCAGCUGCGGGCGAAGGCGUUCAUGGAGGGGGUGGCGCGCGGGGGCUGGGACGCGGAGCGGGUGCGUGCGGAGGCGGCGGCGCUGGAGGACGAGGCGGCGGGGAUCGUGGGGGGUAUUCUGGGGCUGGGGGGUGUGGCCGAGGUGCGCGCGGCGUUCGAGGGGCUGAGUCAGGGGGGGGUCGAGGAUCUGCGCCAGGGGCUCGCGGCCAUGGGGCUGCGGUGA